CAUGUGAGAGGAAAAAGAACAAACAAAAGCAAAUUGAUUUUGGACGCUUGCUCAGUGUUUAAAGAAUAAAUACAGGAUGGGAGGGGUUAGUAGGACUGGUGGUCAGCUUGUCAGAGAAAGAGUCGUUAUUUGUGGGUCCUGAUCAUGCUCAGUCUGUGUCUGCUCUUCCUACCUCUGUCUGCCUGGUCUCUGCCCCUGUUGGGGUGGGUGGAGUCCCCAGGUUACCCCAGAGGUUACCCAGAAGACACUACUCUAAACUGGAUGAGAUGUGCUCCUCCUGGCCACGCCCUCUCACUCACACUCACACACCUCGACCUGGAGGACAGUGAGGACUGCGCCAAUGAUGUAUUGCAGAUCUCAGUGGACAAUCGAACUGUCUACAAUCUUUGUGGCCGCAUGUCCUAUGAGGAGCUCCAGUCAUCCGUCAAUCCCUCACUUCUGUCUUCAGCAUCAGGUUGUUUGUCUCUCUCCUUCAACUCUGACUAUUCCAACUCUGAGAGGCACAAUGGCUUCAGGGCCUUCUACACCAUGCAAGAUGUGGAUGAAUGUGCCCAUGAAGACAACAGCUGCAAUCAUUUCUGCAGCAACUAUAUAGGGGGGUACCGCUGCUUCUGUCGCCCUGGUUACCGUCUCCAAACCGACGCGCGCACCUGCACAGCAAUGUGUACUGAGGACCGAUCAGGGUCCCUUCAGGGCAUGGUGUCAAGCCCUGGUUGGCCAGGCCCAUACGCAGCAGAUGCACAGUGCUCCUACACCCUGUCGGUGGAGGGUGGAGUCCAGCUGGUCCUGGAGUUCAUCGGGGAGUUUGAUGUGGAGGAAGAGAAGAACGGAGUCUGCACAGACUACUUGUUGAUUAAGACUCCAAAUCAAGACUUUGGCCCAUUCUGUGGUAAAGACCCUCCUGCUUCGCCCAUCCUUACUGGAUCUCACCAAGUCCAGAUUGUCUUCAACUCAGACAGCUCAGGAAGCAAUGCUGGUUUCAGACUCGUCUAUACAAGCACAGAAAAGACCUGUCCCAUUCAAGUAACACCCAACUCACACGUAACACCAAAACUUCCCAGGUAUCAAAAAAGCCAAAAGGUCACUGUGCAAUGCAACACUGGGUUCUUUCAUAACCAAGAAGUUGCUGAAGUACCGCACGUCAUUGAUAAUAUCACCUACACAUCUUGGUGUGGCAGGACUGGCACCUGGAGCCCUGCCUUUAGCUGUGAAGUUGUGGAAUGCGGUGACCCUGACAUUCAGGAGGACCGGUGGCCUCUCCACGUACUCAACAUGACCACCACACAGUACGAGGGUGCCAUUCACCUUCAGUGCAACUCGAAAUACUACAACCUGGAGGGAGAGGAGAGGUAUAUUUGUGAUCAUCACGGCGAAUGGAGAUCCACGGCUGGUCAAACUGACUUUCCCAAAUGUGUGCCAGUGUGCGGAAGGACAGAAAAGGAUUUGAUAAGCUUUAGUAGGAUUAUAGGGGGCAAAGAGGCAGAACAUGAGCAGAUCCCGUGGCAGCUACGCAUCACCCAACAUCGCGCGGGAGCAUUUCUCAUUAACGACAAGUGGGCCAUCACGGCUGCCCAUGUGUUCAACAAACUGAAGGAAAAUCCUCGAAUUUUGGGGGGAGGUAUAGACUUGAGACAGAGAAAGACGCUGAUAAACCUGAAUGUAGAGAAAUACUACAUUCACCCGAAGUACCUGCCUCUAGAAGAAAACUAUGACAAUGACAUCGCCCUGAUCAAACUAAAGACCAGGGCGCCCCUAAGCGCCAGUCUGCUCCCCGUUUGUCUACCAAUGAAGACUGAUGCGGCAGCAAUGGAAGGCCAAUGGGGCACCAUUUCUGGCUGGGGCGCUACCAAAAGUAAUGAUACGAACAGACGAAGUACGGACUUGCUAUAUGCUAAUGUAGAAAUUUAUUCAAGCAGGAAGUGUUCCCAAACUCCACUGCAUAAGAAUACGAAAGUGCCCCUGGUUUUUACUGACAACAUGUUCUGUGCGGGAGACAGGGGCAAAGACAGUUGCCAAGGGGACAGUGGGGGGCCGCUGGUUGUUCCGCCAUUGGGUCCAGUUGUCUCCAAGGACAGGAAGCCAUACCAGGUCUAUGGUAUUGUGUCCUGGGGAGAAGAUUGCGGAAACCUGGGCUAUUACACUAAAGUUGACAAGUACCUGGACUGGAUUAAGGAGACAAUGGAGAAGGAGUCCUCUUCAGCCCAGUGAUUCACUAAACAUUAAUUCCUAUAAAUCAUACAUAUCCACUGUGAGGAGUCAGUGUGAAUUAUGAUGAAAAAUUAAUCACGUUAAGAUACCAAAUUAGAGAUUAAUCUGGGACUAUUGUUAAGCUGAAUAUUGUUUAUGCUAAGGACAUUCAUCUUCUGAUGCAUAUAACUCUGUACUGCCAUGUCUGUCAGAAGCUGAACAUUGUCUGCAAUUCAGUGUGUUACACAAAGGGAUAAAAUAAUAUACGGUGCCAAAAAUAAAGAAUAAGAAUACAAAUACAA
Brienomyrus brachyistius is the source of this 2489-nucleotide messenger RNA. Its product is annotated as complement C1s subcomponent-like. The transcript is spliced from 11 exons. Gene Ontology annotation, biological process: proteolysis; complement activation. Gene Ontology annotation, molecular function: calcium ion binding; serine-type endopeptidase activity. The coding region runs from base 145 to 2208 and encodes 687 amino acids. NCBI's taxonomy places the organism in Eukaryota, Metazoa, Chordata, Actinopteri, Osteoglossiformes, Mormyridae. The record is from RefSeq and is a predicted model, not a curated record. Gene Ontology annotation, cellular component: extracellular region.